UGACUCCAGAGGAGAGGAAGUGUCGUGGCAAACGUGGCCGUUGUCAAUCGUGUGCAGGAUGAGUUCCAUAGGAGUAUAUUUUUGUUUAUUCUGCAUUUUUACCGCUGCAAAUGCCGGUGGACCGACCUUAGUUUUGCUCGAUAAUUUAGCGAUCAAAGAAACUCACUCGAUAUUCUUUAAAUCUUUGCAAGAAAGCGGCUAUGCCCUUUCGUUUAGACUCGCGGACGAUGCAAACUUACUCUUAUCGAAGUAUGGGGAAUACCUAUACAAGCAUCUAAUAAUUUUUGCACCAUCCGUCGAGGAGUUUGGAGGGGCUUUGAGCGUGGAUGCAAUAACCGACUUCAUUGAUGGAGGUGGCAAUGUGUUGAUUGCUGGCUCGUCAUACUCUGGAGACGCACUGCGAGAAUUGGCAUCCGAAUGUGGCUUUGAAGUUGACGAAGAAGGCGCGAGUGUAAUAGAUCACAUGAAUUACGACAUAUCUGAUUUAGGACAACACACCACCAUCGUUGCCGAUUCUUCCAACUUGAUUGAUGCUUCUGUGAUCGUCGGAAGCAAAUCCGUGCCACCGUUGCUUUAUCAAGGAACAGGACUGAUUGCUGAUCCGGACAAUCCUCUAAUUCUCAGAUUGCUCACUGCAUCCAGUUCAGCAUAUUCCUAUGUUCCGGACCAACCUGUCAAAGAAUAUCCUCAUGCGGUCGGAAAAAAUACCUUGUUGAUUGCAGCUCUUCAAGCCAGAAAUAACGCCCGAGUCUUGUUUUCCGGCUCUUUAUACUUUUUCAGCGAUGAAGCUUUUACCAGUCCAGUGAAGAAAGCGCAAGGAGGCCAGAAGUAUGAAUUAUCCGGAAACGAGGCUGUCGCAAAAGCCAUGGCUCAAUGGGUCUUCAAAGAAAAAGGUGUUAUUCGAGAGUCUGGUGUGCAUCAUCAUAAAGUUGGUCAAUUAAAACCACCCCAUGCUUACACCAUAAUGGACGAAGUUGUUUACACCAUCAAUGUGGAAGAAUUAUCUGGAGAUAAGUGGAUUCCUUAUGAAGCAAAUGACUUGCAGCUGGAAUUUGUUAGGAUCGAUCCAUUUGUUAGAAUGACCAUGAAACAAGUGAGCAGGGGUCGUUAUGAAGCUAGGUUUAAAAUUCCCGAUGUUUAUGGAGUUUACCAAUUCAAGGUCGAUUACACGCGUAUUGGAUUGACACAUUUGUACAGCACUACUCAAGUUUCGGUUCGACCUUUGGAACAUACGCAAUAUGAGCGCUUCAUUCCUAGUGCAUAUCCGUACUACGCCAGUGCUUUCUCGAUGAUGGGAGGAGUUUUCCUAUUCUCAUUUAUCUUCCUGCAUUAUAAGGACGAGAUUAAGUCGAAAUCGGAAUAAGUCGCCUUUUCAGGUUGACUGAACUGUUAAUAAUUAUAUCAAUGUCGCGAUUUUAAUUUUUUUACAAGUCGUGUGUUUCCGUGAAACAGUUCUUGUAUAUGAAUGACAUUUUCGUACUUCCCUGGAACACGGGAAUGUAAGCAUGAGAAUAAUGAAUGCUUUUUGCAAUGAGUGAAUGUUCACUGACUUUUUUAGUUCUCUGCUGCAUCUUAUAAGUGAUGCGUAAUUUUCACAAGUCAUUCGAUAUAUGAAUUUUUGUUUUCAGUUAUGAAAUUUAAUGUAAUAUUUACAAAAAUGCAAUUUAUGGUAAGUCUGUCAAUAUAAUAAGGAAAUGUAAGUUAUUAUCUGUA
This is a messenger RNA of Belonocnema kinseyi, 1713 nucleotides long. RefSeq names its product dolichyl-diphosphooligosaccharide--protein glycosyltransferase 48 kDa subunit (gene Ost48). The transcript is spliced from 3 exons. The record is from RefSeq and is a predicted model, not a curated record. Gene Ontology annotation, cellular component: oligosaccharyltransferase complex; endoplasmic reticulum membrane. Bases 59 to 1363 code for a protein of 434 amino acids. NCBI's taxonomy places the organism in Eukaryota, Metazoa, Arthropoda, Insecta, Hymenoptera, Cynipidae.